AUGGAUACUACUAAUAAAGAGGUUGAACCGCAACAAAAUAGUACAGAAGCUGUCCAAGAGGUAGUUGCACCAGUUGUGGGAAAUUCUACUAUUGAUGAUGCCGCUGCUAUUGAUGAAACACCAGUAGAAAAUCAACAACCAACUGAAAGAUCACGUAAACAUAUAUCUAAUAGUGAUAAUGAUGACGAUAAUAAUGACAAGAAUGGUGAAGAUAGUGAGGAAGAACAGGAUCAACGUAUAAGAGGUAUUUCUGUUCCAGAUAGCUCUGGUAACGACACUAGUGAUUUUGGUUCUACCGCUACGAAACGUCAACUUCUGGAAGAAAAACUUGAUCGUAUCUUAAAGAAACCUAAAGUGAGAAGAACAAGAAGAGAUGAAGAUGAUUUAGAGCAAUAUCAAGAUGAAAAGAUUCUAAGAUUAAAGGAUGAAAUGAAUAUUGCUGCUCAAUUGGAUAUUGAUACUUUGAAUAGUAGAAUUGAUACAGGUAACGAUUCAUUGAUUGCUAUUCAAAAAGUUAAACUGUUACCUAAAGUGGAACUCAUACUUUCAAAAGCCAACUUAGCUGAUACCAUCUUAGAUAAUAAUCUUUUACAAAGUGUUAGAAUAUGGCUUGAACCAUUACCAGAUGGAUCAUUACCUUCUUUUGAAAUUCAAAAAUCUUUAUUUUCAGCUAUAAAUUCUUUACCAAUUAAGACAGAACAUUUAAAAGAAAGUGGUCUUGGAAGAAUAAUGAUUUUUUAUACCAAAUCCAAACAUGUUGAACCUCAAUUAGCUAGAAUGGCAGAAAAAUUAAUCGCAGAGUGGACAAGACCUAUUAUUGGUGCAUCAGAUAACUAUAGAGAUAAGAGAAUUACUCAACUAUCUUUUGAUUACGAUAAAUUGAGAAAGAAAUCAGCACUUGACUCAGCUAUUAGUGGUAGAAAGAAGAAGAAGCCAUCAAGUACUCCAGCCCAAGAAAGUGGGUCCACACCUCAAUCGUUAUAUGAACAAGCUGCUGCCAGAAGAGGAAGAGCCGCUGCUCCUGCACAAACCACAACCGAUUAUAAAUUUGCUCCGGUUAGUAACGUCAUUCCUGUUAACACAAAUGCAAGAACCACUGGUGUUGGUUCUACAUUAAACAACAACGAAAUGUAUAAGAAGCUUAAUGCAAGUUUAAACAAAAACAAAACAAAACGUUAG
Molecule: messenger RNA, 1179 nt
Organism: Maudiozyma saulgeensis
Lineage: Eukaryota; Fungi; Ascomycota; Saccharomycetes; Saccharomycetales; Saccharomycetaceae
Source: the annotation of a GenBank genome assembly